This is a messenger RNA of Wyeomyia smithii (pitcher-plant mosquito), 2626 nucleotides long. RefSeq lists its product as uncharacterized. Gene Ontology annotation, molecular function: zinc ion binding. The record is from RefSeq and is a predicted model, not a curated record. Gene Ontology annotation, cellular component: nucleus. The transcript is spliced from 4 exons. The coding region runs from base 208 to 2544 and encodes 778 amino acids. NCBI's taxonomy places the organism in Eukaryota, Metazoa, Arthropoda, Insecta, Diptera, Culicidae.
UGUCAGGUCCUGUCCUAUAAAAAACGAUGCAGUAACAUAAGCCGCAGAAGAGCGACGCAAAUAAUGCAAAUAAUAUAGUCAGCUAGUGCCAUUUCAAAUGCAGUCUGUUGACGGUAAUUGUUAUGUUGGUGGUGAAAGUGAAGUUGCUAUAUAAAUUGCUUAUUUAAAUAUUGGGAUAAUAUUAAAUGCUCAAUCCGUCUGAUAAGCAUGGACACUGUCAACGUUAAUAUACACAAAUAUGCUGCGGGUGGCCAGGAGGAUAACUAUUGUCGGCUUUGUUUUAUCAAGGCAUUCAAAUUACGCUGCGUGUUUCCUUAUGGUGAUAAUCCAGAUAAUGCCCUGUUUCGUCAAAUUUCUGAACUUGCGCUGGUUAAGCUGAAUAAUACUGAGGAACCUGACUGUUGUGUUUGCUCCCGAUGCGUAGCGACGCUGGAAGAAUUCAGUAAAUUCCGACGACAAUGUAAAAUGAACAAUACUUUGCUUAUUGAAGCAAAAAAUCAACUUUUACCAUCAACGGACAGCUUUGUAAACGUUCCUUCAAUUGAACCGUUAUCGCACGAGAUUACCCACACUGAUAUUGAUCCCUUUGAGGACAAAACCAUUUCCGACGAGGAAUCAAAAUUGGCUUGGGAUUCUGAGUGCAUUGAUACAGCUGAGGCUCCAGUAAUGAAAAGAAAAAGAAAAUUGCCCAAACGAUUUCGAAAAUCGACUUCGAGUAGCAGCGAUGCGUCAAGCACAGAAGAACCAACGUAUGAAUCUGACGACAGCUUUAAACCCGCUCGGAAAACAAGAAGCAAAUCAACUGGGCUGCUGGAAGAGUUGGUACUAGUCAAAAAGAAACGAAGUCGCAAACCGAAAGCAGAACCCCAUGAGCUUUCGCUUGCUAAACCCAGUAGUACCAAAAUAUCUGCAAAGAUGUGUAAUUCUUCUGAUUUUAAACUUUACAAUGCGGGCCACGGCACCAUCAAUGUCGUAUUUCGCGGUCACCGUUACGUUAAAUUUCGAUACUAUAAAACAGCUUCGGAAGUUCGGUUCGGGUGGCGUUGUGUCCAGCCCAAAUGUGAGGCUCAAAUAUACACACGAAGCUCUGCCGAGAACAAGAUCUUCUGGCGUGAAAAUUCCAACCAGCAUAAUCAUCUAAGAGACAGCUUGGACGAUUAUGUCACGGCAAAACUAGCGGAUUUGAAGGCAGUGGAACAGGACACGGACGCGGAUCAAGAAGUAAUUUCGAGUGGCCGUGGGCGAUACAAUUACAGCAUGGUUAAGCUGUCCUCGGGUGAAGUUGUGCUAGUCUACGGAGAUCAUCAACAUAGGCUUCUCGCAACAAGGUCCGACGAUACAAAAAUUUAUGGAUGUACCAUAAGUUCCUGUCGUGCGAUAGUCUAUUUCUUUAAAAAUGGCGAUAUGAAGGUAUACAGCGGAAGUAGCUGUAGUAACUUCGAAGGUGUUUCUGAGCGCCACUACCGACGAUCGCAAAAAAUUCUUGCGUUUGAGGGGCACUAUUACACGUUCAGUGGCAGGAGACUGGAGAAUAAAAGAUUAGUUUGGAACUGUUAUUUACGAAAAUCACACAAUUGCCAAACCGUAAUCCACUCGACGGAAGACGAUGUUAUUGAACUAUCGAAACAUCAUGUUAAAUUACCUCAUACUCAUGGACCGGACGAUUAUAACCUGGAGAAAGGUUUACAUAUCGUGGCGGGUCAGAAAGGAGCACAACCGAUUGAAUCAAUGGAUUAUCAUGUGGCUAAAAAUCAAGUAGGAACUGAUUUCAUUAUAUUCGAAGGGCUUCGUUACACUAUAAUGAACACUAAAGUAGAUGGAACCAGAGCCUGUCGUUGCUUAGAGGAUGAUACUUGUGCCGCGUAUAUUUACCUAUUGCCAAGUGGAGUCGUGACAAAAUUUGUCGGUAAACAUGAACAUAGCCAUCCGUUACCUGAACAUGAAAAAAGCAUCGACGAGUUCGAUUUUGUGAUCGAAACUAAACACGUAGUAAGAAGGGGACCGCUUUAUAAAUUUCAUAAAGGAUAUCUAUAUAGAAGGCAGUGUGUAAGAGAAAACGCCUCUUUCUACUACAAGUGCGUUGAGCGUAAAAAAGGAUGCAAUGCGGCCAUCACGUGCAACGAAGAUUCUGGUGUAAUCCGAGAAAAUCAAGAACCUCACACACAUGAAAUGAGGCAAAAUGAAGAGGAUUGUCGGCUCACGUUACUGCAGUUGGAGGGUACCAUGGAUUAUGACCUAACCGUUAAUUGCGAUGGUCAUGAAGUGUUGACAUACAAGGGUAAUCGGUAUUGCCAUUUUUAUCUUCAUAAGGACGGUUGGCGCGUGUGGAGAUGUUUCAGUGCUGCCCGCUGUAGAUCUACGCUGUUUCAAAGUUUGUCCGAUCAGAGAAUAAUAGAUGCGGAAAAAUUGCGUCAUAGUCAUGAGUCCGGCAGAAAAGUUAUCACAGAUGACGGCGAAAAUGAUAAUGAAAAAGCUAACCAGAUCCAGGAAGAAAAACGUAGUUUCAGCGAUUCCGACAGUAGAGAAAGUGCUGAUUGGUUUUGAAUUAUUCACUUGAACCGUCAGAGGAUUGAUGAUGUAAAGUUUAAAAUAAAAAAAUUAAAAGAUAAUAAACUUCGCAAAAAUA